Messenger RNA from Metschnikowia bicuspidata var. bicuspidata NRRL YB-4993, 606 nucleotides. Its product is annotated as 5-formyltetrahydrofolate cyclo-ligase. Lineage: Eukaryota; Fungi; Ascomycota; Pichiomycetes; Serinales; Metschnikowiaceae. Bases 1 to 606 code for a protein of 201 amino acids. The record is from RefSeq and is a predicted model, not a curated record. Gene Ontology annotation, biological process: tetrahydrofolate interconversion; folic acid-containing compound biosynthetic process. Gene Ontology annotation, cellular component: mitochondrion. The transcript has a single exon. Gene Ontology annotation, molecular function: 5-formyltetrahydrofolate cyclo-ligase activity.
AUGUCUAGAUUGGCUAAGAACGACCUCAGAAAAGCCAUCAAAACCAAACUUAGUCAUUUGAGCGAAGCACGCCUCGCCGAACAGUCACAGAGUGUCUUCGAUGCCUUGAUUAAACACCAGGAGUUUCGAAACGCCAAAUCCGUGGCAUUGUUUAUGAGCAUGCCAAGAGUCGAAACAAGCACUGGCCCAAUCUUGAGAUACUGUUUCGACCACGAGAAAACGGUUUUUCUUCCAAAAUGCCUGCCGCCGAGUAGUCUGGGCAAUAGCAUGACAUUUCUUAACGUGAAAACAUUGGACGAGGUGAACGCACUCCAACCAGCUGGAAAGUACAAGCUUCGAGAGCCUGCACAAGGAGAGGACGCAAUGGAAACAGGGAAUCUCGACCUCAUUAUUGUACCGGGGGUUGCAUUCACACUUCUGGGUAACCGGCUUGGUCAUGGGGCCGGCUACUAUGACAAAUUUCUUCACGAUUUUCAAGCGAAAUUCGACCGCGUCCCCUACUUGAUGGGCGUGUGUCUCGCCGAACAACUAGCGGAGAACGUCCCCAUUGAACCACAUGACUGGACAAUGAACCACGUCAUUGUCGGGCGGGGAAUGCAAGAGUAG